Messenger RNA from Conger conger (European conger), 2595 nucleotides. RefSeq lists its product as uncharacterized. Lineage: Eukaryota; Metazoa; Chordata; Actinopteri; Anguilliformes; Congridae. Gene Ontology annotation, molecular function: actin binding. The record is from RefSeq and is a predicted model, not a curated record. The coding region runs from base 415 to 2256 and encodes 613 amino acids. The transcript is spliced from 16 exons. Gene Ontology annotation, cellular component: cell cortex; cytoplasmic vesicle membrane. Gene Ontology annotation, biological process: actin filament polymerization; intracellular transport; actin filament network formation.
UUAGGCUACUUCCCAGAAAUUGGUCAGGUGAACAGUCAUAUCUACAAGCAAUCGCUACCGCUAUUGUGUUACUGGGUGUUUUUACCCUUCCUUCACCCUGUUAAAUCGAAUGUAUUUAUUUAGGUUUCCCUACGUUAAUAAGAAAUAAAUGUAGCUGCAGCACCAAAAAAUAUAUUGGAUUGCUGGCUCCUUGACCCUUGGUUCUCAGCCGUCGCAGUGCCGACCAGGUGUUUGUUAUUCGGCUAAUCACAGGUUACAAGGGCCGUUUAUAUUCGCCGUCAGUUAUAUUGCCUUUGAUAGGGCCAGCUUGCUAUCGAAUUUGCCGAAUUUUAAAAUACAAUCAGAAUCUUGAGAGCCAUCGCCUACAGAACAGCGUUCAAACGAACUAACGAAUUUGGGGCAUACCUCAAGUAAAUGGAAUACCCCGUGUAUGUCACUGCUACCAGUCAAAUUUCUUUGGACAAAAUAUUGGAGCUGCAGGACCAGCCUAUAAACGAAGAACAAGCCUGGGCAUUGUGUUACCAGCUAUGUACCCUAUUAUCUGAAGACCAAUAUGCGAGAAGAGGAGAGUUCUACACGUCCAGGAGAAUGGUGCAGCUCCCUGGUAGAAAUAACAUUUUGCUGAUAAAUGAUGGGAAUGUUUGUCUCAGAAUGGACGACAGCAGCACAGACUACUUUGCCUUUGAGACAGAGGAUGAGCUGGUGGAUUACCUGGGAAGGCUGAUCUACUCCUGCCUAGACUGGGGUCUGGAUAGCAGUGUGGAGAGGGAGCUAAAUGAAACCCUCGAGGUUCUGUUGUGCCAGAUGACCAAGGUGAACCUGCAGGAGAGUAUGCAGGAGUCAUUCCAACCUUUGUGUACAUUCUCUGAGGUCAUCCAGAUCUGUGAGAACCGUCUGUAUGAACCAGCUCAAGCAGCACGUCAUUACAGAGACAUCUGUUCAGCCCUCUUCUCCGACACUGUGGAACUGUGCCAGUACUUCCACAACGUUCAGCGCAACAAAGAUGCUCUGCAGAAGAUCAUUGUUGAACCAGAAACAAGAACGGUUUCUCAGGAUGCACCGCACUGGGUAUUUGCAUGGAAGCACUUGAUGGAGGACUUAUGCAGAGGGGUAACACUCAGGCCUGUGGAAUGGUUAAACUUGAGCACUCCCCUUCCUGUUGAGCACUCUCCUUUCCAGCAGCUCUUGGAGGACAUAAAGAUCAAGAGGUACAAGCUCCGCAAUAUCCAGACAGUUGGCAAAACUUAUAUGUCUGGACAUCAUGAGGCUCUCCUGAAGGCCAUCUCCUCAAGGUCUAAUUUGAAACCUGUGAGUUCUAAAGGGUAUCAUAGUAUUUACUGCGAGUACGGGGCCUUGGAACGGAAACUUAAGACACGGCCCAAAGAAAAGGCCAGUCUCCAUGAGCUGCUGAUGGGGGAAAUCCGAAAGGCUGACCAACUGAAACUCUUGUCUUCACGCAAAAAGAGAUUUUCUGAUAAAGAUGAUUGUUUCUCACCCCUCAACUGUCCGAUUCCCUACGGUGAGGGCACCGCAACUGAAGACAACCCUUUCCUGUUGAGCCCCUUCCUAACACCUAAGACUGAGGAGGAGCCAUUCAAAGAGCCAGUAUUCCAGCAAGUCAACACUGGAGUGGGUCCAGAGUGGGAAUUCUGUCCUGCUCUUUCAUCUUCACCAUUGGACCCCUUCUGUGGCUCAUCAAGAAGACACUCUAGAUCCUGUUCACUUGGCAGCCACCUCUACAAACUUGAAAGGAGCUGUGCCAAGGUUAAUGUUCCCCUUACUAUUUCUGAAGUCAUCAAGAGGCGCCAGACUGAGAUGAGGACCUUGAAAAACAUAUACUCUGACAGAUUCAAAAAAUGGAGGGUAUGUUCAAGUUGUUCAAAGAGGAGCCUUUAUUUCACCUGGCAUAACUGUUGUUUCCUUUGCAACCGGGUUGUGUGCCCUGAAUGUUGCAUGAAGAUGCACCUGCCCUAUAAGUGGUGUGUGAACCUGCCAGUGAGUUUUUUCAAGAAGAUUGUGUUGAGCAACGGCUGUGAACGGGAUGUAUCUCACUUCUGGAGAGAGCGCUCGACUUGGGACCAUACCAGGGUUCCCCUUGUCCUGGAGUCUCAUAUCACAAAUACACUCCCCCAGCCUGGUUUGGCCAUGAGAGACUGGUACAGCCAGGACAUAUGUACCGAAUGCAAGAAGGUUCUGCUGGAGGCCUGUGAUUCGGUGUUCAGACUGAGCCCUGUGCCGAGCUCCAAGGAAAUCUGACCACCCGUCUCCCGGGAUGUCAGAAUGUUCACCUCAACUCCUGCAUCACCCACACACCCUUUGCUUUGCCACCAGGCCAGUUUUUCCCACUUUUAGUAGACUUGUCACCACCUGCACGUUCAGCACUGUUGCUAAACUAGAGCAAUUAUGUCCAUUCACCUAGGUUAUCUAGUGUUCGUUUCCACUUUGUUUCACUAUGUUAUUCAGCUGUGAGCAUUUAUUUUAAUUCUUCUCCUUGUUCCACUGAGUUCUCAUAGUUCUAUGUGUUUUGUGUUUGAUAACUGUUAAUGUGAUUUUAAAGACAUUUCAAAUCAUUAAAUAAAUAUGCCAAAUAUUGAA